CCUUAUUCGUGAGGGUGUAGAAGGCGCAUUGCGAUGAAGAAGCAAAUAUGGGGGAUACGUUGAAAAGGAGACAAAACGAACCGUGCAUUUGUAAUAAUUAAGGAGAAUGGUGUUGCUAGCGCGCACCUUUAGACACGGUGACAUUUUGCUACAAAAAGGCCGACCUGCCUCCGCAACCCGAAAAUUUCACACCAAAGGUGCUGCCAACCGAAGGAGUGAUGCCGACGCUGUACGUGACUCAAACCCAUAAUACUUCUACACCCCUGCGGUGGACUUGGGCCCCCUAAAGCGGUACCCCGCCCGUCCAUAAACCCGAGACUGCACAAAACGGAAACGAAUUAAUUCAUCGUGAUAUCAACACUAUAACUGCGGCUAAAGGCUGUGCUCACGUUUAUUUUUGUGGGUCCGUUAUCUCGGUGCCUCUGCGCAAAAGCCUCGAGGUCUCUCUCUUGAUCUUUGCUUGUUGGACAGUGUCAAUUUGGGGUAGCGGCGUGGACAAUGCUGGCUGUGUCUUCAACCUGUCUUUGCUCCUGGAUGGCAUACUGCACUCAAGACAUGCUUCUGUUUGUACAUUGGCCAGAGAGAGAAUUGUCAGAACUUUAGGUACAACACACCACAGAGCUUCUAUGGAAGGAUAAGGUCUGCAGCCUCCACACCAAACACUACUGACACCACCAUCAGAAAGCUAAAGCUGUAGCAAGCUACUAUAGUUAAGUGGCCGAGGUAGACCAUAUCUUUGAUGCCUAACCCAACUACUAAGUCCAAGGGUUUCCUGUUAUCUGUGGCCCAUCAACACCUUCCCGUCUUCCGUAACCCUGCCAAACGUUAAAUUUCCUGCUUUGGUCCCUCCUCCGCAGCCACCAUGCGUCCCUCACUCGCGGUCCUUCCCAGGACCCGUAACCAUCCCCACACAGCCCCCCCCCACAAUGCACACGGACUGUCUGCACACGUGGGGCGGGAGCACCUGUCGGCCCCACGGAGGCGCAGCCCACACCUGCGACACACGCUCAGCCCAGAGAACCUGCGGAGCCUGGCGGAGCGAGGCGGUGCCGCCAGGGACACGGCUUCUGUGGUGAGCAGCCCCAUGGGUCUCCCGAGGGCCAACAGCGACACAGACCUGGUGACCUCGCAGGGCCGCUCGUCGCUGACUGCGUCCACACUGGAGUUCACGCUGGGGAGGGGCCAGAACCUGGUCAUCUCCUGGGACAUCAAGGAGGAGGUGGACGCCACCGACUGGAUCGGCCUGUAUCAAAUUGAUGAAAUCAGCCCAUCCAAUGUGUGGGACUGUAAGAACCGUGGGGUGAAUGGGACACAGAGGGGCCAGAUCGUCUGGAGGUUGGAGCCUGGGCCUUACUUCAUGGACGCUGAGACCAAGAUCUGCUUCAAGUACUAUCACGGCGUCAGUGGAGCCCUGAGAGCAACCACCCCCUGCAUCACUGUGAAGAACCCUGGAGUCCUGGGAGAAGGUCAAAGUGAGGGGCAGUCAUCCACAGAUCAUCCUCGCAAACUAAUCAGCUUUACUUUGACAGAUAUGCAUGCGGUGGGGCUGAAGAAGGGUAUGUUCUUCAACCCGGAUCCCUACCUGAAGAUGUCCAUCCACCCUGGGAAGAGAAGUGGCUUCCCCACUUUCAGCCACCACGGACAGGAGAGACGCUCCGCCAUCAUCGCCAAUACCACCAACCCUAAGUGGCGCGGAGAGAAAUACACUUUUGUAGCACUGAUGACAGACAUUCUGAACAUCGAGGUGAAGGACAAGUUUGCCAAAAGUCGACCAAUCAUCAAACGCUUCCUUGGUCAGCUGACCAUUCCUGUGCAGAGGCUGAUUGAGAAAAUACCUGGUCUCCAGCCUCUGAGCUUCUCUCUGUGUCGACGGUUGCCCACUGAGCACGUGAGUGGCCAGAUGCAGUUCCGGGUGGAGCUCACAUCCACUGGACCUGACGGGGCCUCUCCAGACUCUAUCAUUGGUGUGCCCAAUAACGGGGCCCCUGGGACUCCAUCAGAUGACGAGGAUCUGCCCCACCUACUCCCGGGGGUGGUUACUGGAGGCCCCUCCCCUACUGGCUCCCUGGGCUCACAGAGGUCCUGGGAAGGUGGGGCCACAGCCUAUCCAGUCCCAGACUACAGGGACUUUAGCGGUACAGAGGGCAGAACCACAGAGGGUGAAUCCUACUCUGGCCCUCUACGGUUGCAGAGGUCCCUGAGCGAAGGCCUGGAUGCCAUCGAGGCCCCCAAGGGCCCCGGAGAGAGGCCCCUGGGCGCUGCUUCACCGAAGCUGCGCUCUAGCUUUCCCACUCACACACGUCUCAGUGCCAUGCUGCACAUUGACUCAGACGAAGAUGAGGAGCGCUCGGGGCCCACUGACAUUUACCCGGUGCCCGGGUCCCCCCUGCUGCUCAACGGGGGUCCCGAGGGGCCUGAAGAGGAAGACGUUGUCCCAGAGCUAGAGCAGGAUCCUGACCCUGAGCAGCUGGAACCCAGUGUGGUGGGAGAUGAACAGCUGAUGGUAACGGGGGAAGAUUGUGCCCCUGGUGGUGAAUCCAAUGUGGCCCCUGAGUUAGACCUGGCCCUCGACUUCGAGGACUCCUCAGAGCCUGAUGUUUUCUCGGAGGUGGAGGAAGUUCCUUUCUUCUCCGAGGCGCUGUCCCAGAGUCUUUUGACUGUGGGCCUGGAGGGGCCAGAGGAAGGCCAGGGGCCCGCUGACAACCCCUCGUCGCCGAUUGACACCUGCUCCAUGGCAAUGGCCCCACAGACAGUCUUCUCUUCCUCAGAGAGUUGCCCAAUCACAAUUUCCACGGCUGAGGAGGCAGAGGAGAGGGCAGUAGCUGCCAUUGACCCAGGGGGAGACUCCUUCACUGGCACUCCACCCACCCACCAGCACGUAGACGACGAGGGGGGCGGGCAUACGUCAGCCAAUGAGGUUGAAGGAGAUGCUCCGUCUGCCUAUGCGCUGGAGCCAGGGGAGGAGAUUAGUGAGCGGAUGUGGAGCUUACAGGUAUCUGGGGAUGUUCCCCAGGAUGAGGAGGGGGAGGAGCCAAGACCCGCAGGGGUGGCUGUAUCUGUUGAUUCAGACGCAGUUGCCAUGGAGGCAGAUGGAGAAGAGGGUGCUCAAGUGAACGGUCACCCCGUGCACUGCCUCCCCUCAGUGCGCCAUGACAUUCACCGUUACCAACGAGUGGACGAACCGUUACCUCCUAACUGGGAGGCGAGGAUCGAUAGUCACGGUCGUAUUUUCUUUGUCGAUCACGUGAACCGGACCACCACGUGGCAGCGCCCCACCGGACCCCCCGCUCCCCAGGGCCUGACCCGCUCCAGCUCCAUCCAACAGAUGGAGCAGCUCAACCGCAGAUAUCAGAGCAUCAGGAGGACGAUGACCAGUGAGAGGUCUGAGGAGAACACAGUUGACCUCCCGCCAGAGCCCACAGAGAGUGACUUUCUGCCCCAGACCAUCCCUGAGUACAGGAGAGAGAGCGCAGUGGGUCACUCCAGCUCUCGGUCGCGUCUCUCUCUGCUGCUCCAGUCCCCAAGCGCAAAGUUCCUGUGCAGCACAGACUUCUUCACCGUGCUGCAUUCUAACCCUAGUGCCUACAGCAUGUUUACGAGCAACACCUGCCUGAAGCACAUGAUCAGUAAGGUGCGUCGGGACGCCCACCACUAUGAGCGUUACCAGCACAAUCGGGACCUGGUGGCCUUCCUCAACAUGUUCACCAACAGCCAGCUGGAGCUACCCAGGGGCUGGGAGAUGAAGCAUGACCAGACUGGCAAGCCCUUCUUUGUGGAUCACAACUGUCGCUCCACAACCUUCAUCGACCCGCGGCUCCCCCUCCAGAGUGCACACUCAACUAGCCUGCUGGCCCACCGACAGCACCUUAACCGCCAACGCAGCCACAGCGCAGGCGAGGUUGUAGAUGACAUGCGACACUCCAGCCCACCUGUCGUGCCCUGCCCCUCCAGCACCUUCAGUGGGUCCACUCGCAAUCAGGACCUGGUGCCUGUGGGUCUCUCCCCAGCCUACAACGACAAGAUUGUGGCGUUUCUACGGCAACCCAACAUCAUUGAGAUCCUGCAGGAGAGGCAGCCAGAGCUCGUCAGGAACCACUCACUCAAGGAAAGGUUACAGUUCAUUCGCAGUGAGGGUGUUUCUGGGCUUGCUCGUCUCUCUAGCGAUGCUGAUCUAGUCAUUUUGCUCAGCCUGUUUGAAGAGGAGGUUAUGUCCUAUGUGCCACCUCAUGCCUUACUGCACCCCAGCUACUGCUCCUCCCCUCAGAGCUCCCCCGGUACUCAGCGGGCGAAUGCACGCGCCCCUGCCCCUUACAAACGUGACUUUGAGGCCAAACUGAGAAACUUCUAUCGCAAGCUGGAGACGAAAGGCUAUGGCCAGGGACCUGGGAAAGUCAAAUUGAUCAUUCGUAGAGAUCACCUAUUGGAGGAUGCCUUCAAUCAGAUAAUGUGCUACUCCCGCAAAGACCUGCAGAGGAGUAAGCUCUACGUCAGCUUUGUGGGCGAGGAAGGGCUGGACUACAGCGGCCCCUCGAGGGAGUUCUUCUUCCUGGUGUCGAGGGAGCUGUUUAACCCUUACUACGGCCUGUUUGAGUACUCCGCCAACGACACCUACACUGUGCAGAUCAGCCCCAUGUCUGCCUUCGUGGACAACCAUCACGAGUGGUUCCGUUUCAGUGGGCGUAUCCUGGGCCUGGCUCUGAUCCACCAGUAUCUGCUGGAUGCCUUCUUUACCCGCCCGUUCUACAAGGGCCUGCUGCGCAUCCCGUGUGACCUGAGUGACCUGGAGUUCCUGGAUGAGGAGUUUCACCAGAGUUUACAGUGGAUGAAGGACAAUGACAUCGAGGACAUGCUGGACCUCACCUUUACCGUCAACGAGGAGGUCUUUGGACAGAUCACAGAGAGAGAGCUGAAGCCAGGCGGGGCAGGUAUUCCAGUGUCAGAGAAGAAUAAGAAGGAGUACAUCGAGCGUAUGGUUAAGUGGCGCAUCGAACGGGGUGUGGCUCAGCAGACGGAGAGCCUGGUGCGAGGCUUCUAUGAGGUGGUGGAUGUGCGGCUGGUAUCUGUGUUUGAUGCCCGGGAGCUGGAGCUGGUGAUCGCUGGCACUGCAGAGAUCGACCUGGCAGACUGGAGGAACAACACAGAGUACAGAGGAGGGUACCAUGACAACCACAUAGUAAUCCGCUGGUUCUGGGCGGCAGUGGAGAGGUUCAACAAUGAGCAGAAAUUGAGACUGCUGCAGUUUGUGACAGGCACCUCCAGUAUUCCCUAUGAGGGCUUUGCCUCCCUCAGAGGUAGCAAUGGACCACGCAGGUUCUGUGUGGAGAAGUGGGGCAAAAUCACCUCCUUGCCCAGGGCCCACACAUGCUUUAACCGUCUGGACCUCCCGCCGUACCCGUCGUUCUCCAUGCUCUACGAGAAAAUGCUGACGGCUGUGGAGGAAACCAGCACCUUUGGCCUGGAGUAACCUCUCCAAAAUGUCCGACACAGCCAGGGGUUGAAUUGGGUAAGAACAAUGGUGGAUAGGAAAUCCCACCACCUUAGCUUGAGGCGAGACAGGACUCACAGUACACAAUGGAGACUGAAUAGACAUCUACAAGAAAUUAUCAUUGUGGAGAAAAAACAACAACCUUUGGGACAAUUUCACCAACAAGAUAAUCCCAAUUUGACCCCCUGGCUUUGCUAUACCUCCCUGCUCCAUGAGCCCAUACUUCCUGGAAUAACGUUACUGUUCUUUUACUUACACUGAUGCCCUCCAUUCGAUUCCUGCGUACAACCACCACACUUGUGCUUUAUCUCUUAUCAGUUUAAUGGCCUUGGUUACUGUAUCUCCAGUCCUCCUCCUUCCUCCAGGGGUUCAGCCUGCACUUCAAGCCCAGAGAAACCUUAUCCUAAUCCCCUAUGCUUCCUCCUGGAGUGACCUCGUGUUCUGGACCUCAGAACUGUUUCAUUUUCUACUCUGGGGCUGUAGACUAUGCACACUAUAAUACAUAAUGAACUAAUGCCUUGGCUUCGAACAUACACACGCUUCUAACACACACACUUUCAAGAUGACCCUCAUGAGUAAGACCGUUAUCAUUUCUGAAGGGAUUCAAUUGUAUGUCAGAGCUCCUAAGGGGCACCAAAGGCAUUGUCAUACUCCAAAACACACUGCACUUACCUUAUGUUAGACUACAUGAGCAAGGCUUUAAAACUGACACACACUUACAUACGGAUACAAUUGUAGGGUCACUCUUUUUCCAAAUAGAUGAGAUGCACUUUCUCAUAGAUGCAUGUAGCUCCACAUGCAUGUGCACACACACACACACAUACACAUACACAUACACAUUGAGACAUUGCCAAACAAAAGGCUUUAUUUCUCACUGAUGUAAUUUUCUCCCAUUCAGUGUACUUACUGAUGAAUGUAUCACAAAAGAGUGAACCUGUGUAUGAACCUGUAUGAAUCUCCAGCUUGCCGUAGUAGGAAGACUGAGGAGCCUUCAAAGAAGAAGAAACACCAGAGCCGCACGAAGUGUAGCUCAUACAAUUGAUGACUGUGGUUGAUUGAGGAAUAUGGAAGCCGAGACUGUGGCAUCGGACAUGUGCCUUGUUAUGAGAGAUAUGAGAGACACUUUUACUCAUUGUUUUACGAAGGGAUGCGUCCAUUUCCUAUUGGGUCACGACUGAAAACUCAGUUGUAACGAGAGACUUUGUAUUGUCUAUUUGGUUGUUCAAAAUUACAUUCAAAAGGUUUAUCUGUGUCACACACAAAAAAAAAAAAACGUUUAAAGCUAGAAUCCUUAGUUGCUUCCUACAUCUAUUUUUGGACCUAUAAAUGAAUGAUAUAUACCCAUUGAUUCUUGAAGAAUAUAACUUAUAAAUGCAUAAUGAACUUAGUUCAACAGUUGUACCCCAUCAGAACCCAAAAUAUAAACUUGUUUUACUCCAAUGAUUGUAAACAAUGUGCAUGUAAACAAACUGUAUAGCCUCAAAACAUGGUUAAAACUGUACUUUUUAUAUCAUGGAUGGUCAGUCCUUGCAUCCAUAGCUCUGUCUAUGAAUUUGAGAGGGUUUACAUUUCUCCAGGCCCAACCCUCAGCUUUCUACCAAAACAGAGGCGGGGUGCCACUUUGUUAUUCUUUCAAUUAAGGAUUCUAGCUUUAAGUGUAUUCCAAAACAGUUCCAGGAUGCAAACACAAGAGGGCAGCACAUCAUAUAUGGGUACUUCAGUACCAUCCACACAGCUAGAGAAGCAUUUUUAAGCAUGGGGCAUACACUACACACCAACACAGAUGCUUACGAUUUCUUGAAAGCAUGUUUUCAUCCUGGUUUUGGACUUCUCAGUGCAUAACCCCUACCCAAAGGAUUUAUUUACACACACACACACACACACACACACACACACACACACACACACACACACACACACACACACACACACACACACACACACACACACACACACACACACACACACACACA
Molecule: messenger RNA, 7458 nt
Organism: Oncorhynchus keta (chum salmon)
Lineage: Eukaryota; Metazoa; Chordata; Actinopteri; Salmoniformes; Salmonidae
Product: E3 ubiquitin-protein ligase HECW2-like
Exons: 30
Coding region: 863-5464 (1533 amino acids)
Biological process (GO): regulation of dendrite morphogenesis
Molecular function (GO): protein binding; ubiquitin-protein transferase activity
Source: RefSeq, a predicted model, not a curated record